AUGUCAAACAAAGAAGAAGAAGUACAACGCGCUAAAUUGGCCGAACAAGCCGAACGAUACGAUGAUAUGGCCAAUGCUAUGAAAAAGAAUGUUGUUGGUGCACGUCGUUCAUCAUGGCGUGUAAUUUCAAGUAUUGAACAAAAAACUGAAGGUUCGGAACGUAAACAACAAAUGGCCAAAGAAUAUCGUGAAAAAAUAGAAAAAGAAUUGAAAGACAUUUGUCAAGAAGUUUUGACUUUACUUGAUAAAUUUCUCGUUCCAAAAGCAACAACCGCUGAAUCCAAAGUUUUCUAUUUGAAAAUGAAAGGCGAUUAUUAUCGCUAUUUGGCUGAAGUUGCUACAGGCGACGAGCGACAGAAAGUCAUUGAAGAAUCGCAACGUGCCUAUAAUGAUGCAUUUGACAUUGCCAAAAAUCAAAUGCAACCAACACAUCCAAUUCGUCUUGGUCUUGCUUUGAACUUUUCCGUUUUCUAUUAUGAAAUUCUCAAUGCACCUGAUCGUGCUUGUCAUUUGGCUAAACAAGCUUUUGAUGAUGCUAUUGCUGAACUUGAUACACUUAAUGAAGAUUCAUACAAGGAUAGCACAUUGAUCAUGCAAUUACUUCGAGACAAUCUCACGUUAUGGACGAGUGAUGCACCGGAUGCCGAUGAAACAAAUCCAACUGAUGAACAUCCAUAA
Adineta ricciae is the source of this 678-nucleotide messenger RNA. NCBI's taxonomy places the organism in Eukaryota, Metazoa, Rotifera, Eurotatoria, Adinetida, Adinetidae. The record is from the annotation of a GenBank genome assembly.